GGCGGGGCCGAGCGGCCCGGCCGGAUGUGAGCGGAGCGGCCGCUUCCUGCUGCCCGCAGUCCUCCCUCUCCCGCCUCGGGUGGUGCCGCUGCCGCGUCCCGCUGCCGGCGCAGGGCGGAGGCGGCCGCGACCCGCUGCCGAGACCGCCGCCGGCUCGCUCCUUGCGCGGCCCGCCGCCCCCCCCCGCCUCCCGCCCCGCUUGGCAGCAGGAGCCGCCGCGGCGCCGCCCCGAUGCAGGCCAUCAAGUGUGUGGUGGUGGGCGACGGUGCUGUAGGUAAAACAUGCCUACUCAUCAGUUACACGACCAAUGCAUUUCCUGGAGAAUAUAUACCCACUGUUUUUGACAACUACUCUGCUAAUGUAAUGGUUGAUGGAAAACCGGUCAAUCUGGGUUUGUGGGAUACAGCUGGUCAAGAGGACUAUGACAGACUACGUCCGCUCUCCUACCCACAAACAGAUGUCUUCUUAAUCUGCUUUUCCCUUGUGAGCCCUGCUUCCUUUGAAAAUGUCCGUGCUAAGUGGUAUCCGGAGGUGCGGCACCAUUGCCCCAACACCCCCAUCAUUUUAGUGGGUACCAAACUUGAUCUCCGGGAUGACAAGGACACUAUUGAGAAGCUGAAGGAGAAGAAGCUGACUCCCAUCACCUACCCACAGGGCCUUGCCAUGGCAAAGGAGAUUGGUGCAGUGAAAUACCUCGAAUGCUCAGCACUUACGCAGCGGGGCCUCAAGACAGUGUUUGACGAAGCGAUCCGAGCAGUUCUGUGCCCCCCUCCUGUAAAGAAGAGGAAGAGAAAAUGUCUGCUGCUGUAAACGUCUCCCUCCCCACCCCCUCCAGCCCGUGCUUUGCUCGGAACAAUGGAGCAUUCACACUCGAUGCCAAGUUUUUCUGUUAUAAAUUAGGUCUCUUCCAUAAAUUCUUGAACCGAUCAAUGAUUUCAUGGUUUCAUUUGUUUAAAGUAUGAAAGUUACUUUGCAUUCUUCUAAAAGCAAACUCCUGAAAAGACAAACCUAUGUAAAGCCUUAUUUUUAAAAUCCUAUUCUUGCUCAAUUAAGUGUUGCCAAACUAUCUGCUGAACUAAGUUGCGUUGUUGUGCUACGAACACUAAGCACUAAACUGUUUUUUAAAAGAUUCUUCUGAAGAUGACUCUAAUUUCUGGUAGGAAAUGCAAAAACACUUUCUAGUUUUUCACAGUAAGUAACAGUACCGAAUAAUUAGCAAAACACUGCACUCUAAUGUGUUUUAUUAUUAAACGUUUUCUCAACCGCAGUCAUUGCAUAGUGUUGUAUAUCGAACCUAAAUCUUUGACAAUGGCUGACACCCCCGAGUCACAGUGUAAAAUGCUUUAUCGUUGGUAAGGGCUUGGUUGCAAUCUAGUUCUUGCUGCUGUGAUUUCAAAAAUAAAGAAAUAACUAUUCUGACUGGAGCGUAUCUAGUCCUUUUGACAGCAUUGUAUUUGAUGGACAGAGGGUAGUGCCAGACAGUAUUUGGACACUGUACAGAUGACCCACGCUACACUGCCAGGGUAGCUGAGGCUGAAUCGACUCAGUGCAGGGUGAAACCAGGGACCAUUUUCCCAGAGGUGCAGUAGUGGAGGAAGUUGCUGUUCACGGGUGAAUUCCUUUGAUUUCAAGUAGGGCAUUCAUUUAGGUACAAUUCUGAACCAGUCAUUCCCACAGCUGAUGUGUAGUAAAUGCUUUUCUUGUAGAAUCUCUUCUUACUGAGCAAUAUAACUUGUAUUUUAAAACCUUUCUGAUGAUAGAAAUUUGCUUUUUUUUUUCUCUUUUUCUGUAGAGUAGAAUGUUCAAGCGUAUCCUCCUUAUUUUCCUGUUACUGCUGACCCAGUAAGUUAUGCUUUCUGAGGGGCUUUUAGGCUAUUAACUAGGUGUAAAAAUCAUGUGAAGCAGCUUUACACAUUUUAGCCGUUUUUGUAUUUUAAACCUCUCUAAACUAUGAAUCUUCUCCAAUCUCGCGGUUUGCCAGAUCUCCCCCCCAGUGUAACAUCACUAAUGCAGACGAGCGUUCUUUGUCACUACGUGUCCAUGUGCAGCAUAGGUUGAGUAAUGGUAACUUGGGUCUGUGAGGUUCUGUAAUUAGUGCUAAUGUUCUGUACGUCCUGAACUGGCAGGAAUACAAUGUUGAACUACACCCUUUCAACCACUAAAGCAAAAUUUAAAAAUAAAAGUUGCAAAAUUGUGAAGUUUUUACAUUGAUCUUUUGCUAAUGCAAUUAGCAGUAUGUUUUGCAUGUAUGACUUAAUAAAUCCUUGAAUCACA
This is a messenger RNA of Chroicocephalus ridibundus (black-headed gull), 2274 nucleotides long. RefSeq names its product Rac family small GTPase 1 (gene RAC1). The transcript is spliced from 6 exons. Gene Ontology annotation, cellular component: cytoplasmic vesicle; dendritic spine; cytoskeleton. Gene Ontology annotation, molecular function: protein kinase binding; GTP binding; GTPase activity. Lineage: Eukaryota; Metazoa; Chordata; Aves; Charadriiformes; Laridae. Bases 232 to 810 code for a protein of 192 amino acids. The record is from RefSeq and is a predicted model, not a curated record. Gene Ontology annotation, biological process: regulation of cell shape; motor neuron axon guidance; cortical cytoskeleton organization.